CACACCGAGAUGAAGUGUAAGUGUGUCGGAGCUCGGACGCGCUCUCGGCAUGGCGGUGGUAUACUUCGACUGGCUGGACUACCUCGUCUUCGGGGCCAUGCUACUCAUGUCGGCCCUCAUAGGGGUCUACUUCGCGUUUUUCGCGCGGAAGAAACAAAACACCACCUCCGAAUACCUGAUGGGAGGCAAGAAAAUGGGCAUGUUUCCCAUAUCAAUGUCACUGAUUGCCAGCUAUAUCUCCGGAAUCUCACUGCUGGGUCUGCCAGCUGAGAUGUACACAUACGGGACGCAACUGUGGACUAUUGUGCUGUCGGAAUGGGCGGUUUCUUUGACCAUAGCUAUCAUUUAUUUACCUGUAUUCUACAAUUUGCAAAUAACAUCAACGUACGAGUAUUUGCGGUUGAGGUUCAAUCAGAAAGUUCGUCUCUUGGGGUCAAUAAUCUUUAUUAUCAAGAUGAUGCUAUACAUACCGAUUGUUAUUUACGUGCCUGCUUUAGCGUUUAGUCAAGUGACUGGAAUCAACCUUCACAUGAUUACUCCAAUUGUGUGCAUCGUAUGCAUUUUCUACACUACACUGGGUGGACUGAAGGCUGUAGUAUGGACGGACACCUUACAAACGGUGAUGAUGUAUUUUGGAGUUGUAUUUGUACUUGCGUACGGUACCUGGCGCUUGGGAGGCAUAGGAAAUGUUAUUGAGAUAAACAGAAAAGGAGACCGUCUUGACUUUUUCGAUAUGCGUCUAGACCCGACUAUCCGGCACACAUUCUGGACAACCGUGUUUGGGAAUUAUUUCAGCUGGCUCGCAUCUUGUUCUGUUAACCAGGCUAUGGUCCAGCGCUGUCUUGCUUUGUCUUCUUUAAAAAGAGCUCGCAUAACAAUAUUCAUAAUGGCAGCAGGCAUAUUCAUAAUAGUAUCACUGUGCUGCUACACUGGUCUCGUGAUCUACGCCACUUUCGCGGACUGCGACCCUCUGUCAGUAGGAUCCAUCAGGAAGAGCGACCAGCUGCUGCCUUACUUUGUGAUGACCAUAACGGGGGCUAUACCAGCACUACCUGGUAUAUUUAUGAGUGGGGUGUUCAGCGCUGCUUUGAGCUCUAUGUCAACUGGCUUGAACUCUUUGUGUGGCGUAAUUUUUGAAGAUCUCAUAAGGCCUGCCUAUGACAAGCCUAUUUCAGAAAAAACAGCAAGUUUCAUAAUGAAGAUUAUCGUCGUAGUUAUAGGGGCUACGUGUGUAGCGUUAGUAUUUUUGGUGGAGCACAUGGGAGCGCUAAUACAGGCAGGAAAAAGUUUGGCUGGGAUUACUGCAGGCAGUUUGUUGGGCCUAUUUUCUAUGGGACUCUUUCUGCCAUGGACUAACUCUACGGGAGCGUUAGCCGGUGGGAUAACUUCCACCCUUCUCGUCGGGUGGAUCUCGAUAGGCACGCAAGCGGCCAUGAUACGAGGGGACAUCGUGGUUGUCCCGAAGUCGGUGUCCGUAGCGGGCUGUCCCGCGAAUAUGACCACUUUCACCACCCCCAUGCCGUCUACACAAACUGUGGAGUUUGACCGGUCAGGCACGUUCUUCCUGUACCGACUGAGCUACUUGUACUACACGCUGGUCGGGAUGACUGUGUGCGUGUUCGUCGGCGUGGUAGUGUCGUAUUUUACGCAGCCCAACGACCCUGCUUUGGUUCACCGUGACCUGCUGACGCCGGUGAUCCACAGCUGGCUGCCUCCGCAGAGCCCGGGCUGCCGGCGCCCGCGCCUCACGCAGCACGACAUCGAGUUGCACGCGCGCGAUCUAGACCACCUGCGCGUGCGAACGCCUUACACAAAAGUCGAAAGCACCCAAGACGACGACUUCGUGCCUCACAGGAACAACAACAACAGCUAAUACAAAAGGCGGACAGACGAUCAGCCUAGGUUAGUUAGUAGUUAGAAAAAAUAUGUGUUAUAAAACGGUGACUACCUUUGACUAUAUUCUGGACCAAAUAUUAUAAUAAAGAAUUUAUUUUUA
Molecule: messenger RNA, 1996 nt
Organism: Ostrinia furnacalis (Asian corn borer)
Lineage: Eukaryota; Metazoa; Arthropoda; Insecta; Lepidoptera; Crambidae
Product: sodium-coupled monocarboxylate transporter 2
Exons: 13
Coding region: 50-1873 (607 amino acids)
Biological process (GO): sodium ion transport; transmembrane transport
Cellular component (GO): membrane
Molecular function (GO): symporter activity
Source: RefSeq, a predicted model, not a curated record